AUGCUCGUUCACCACCACCACCUCAUUCGCCCAAUCCAACCGUACAUAUUCUUCUUCAACACCAGCCUGAUCGCCCAAGCCAUUGCUUUGUAUUCCAAAAUGAUGAAGAGUUCCAGUCAGCACCAGCCUGAUCCUUACACUUACUCAUCUGUUCUGAAAGCUUGCGCCGAAACCAGAGGGCUCAGAAUAGGUAAAGCAGUUCUUUGUCAUAUUUUGAGGUCGGGUAUAUACGCUGGUAGGAUUGUCUAUAACUCUCUUUUGAAUAUGUAUGCCACUUGCCUGAGCAGUUUUGAUGCUUUAUAUAGCUGUGACUUGGUGAAAAGGGUGUUUAGUACUAUGCCUAAAAGAAAUGCGGUUGCUUGGAACACCAUGAUUUCUUGGUAUUUGAAAACAGAGAGACCUGUUGAAGGGCCAGUCCAUUUUGUGAUGAUGUUGAAAAUGGGUAUAAAACCGACUCCUGUUAGUUUUGUUAAUGUGUUUCCGGCCACUUCUAGAGUGAUGGAUGUUCAAAUUGCUCAUGUUCUUUAUGGCAUGGUUAUUAAAUUUGGGGAUGAGUAUGUUAAUGAUUUGUUUGUCGUGAGUUCAGCAAUAUAUAUGUAUGCUGAGCUCAGUUGCGUUGCUGAUGCUAGGAGGAUUUUUGACCAUUGCUUGGAGAGGAAUAUAGAGAUUUGGAACUCUCUCAUUGGUGGAUGUGUUCAGAAUAAUUGUGCCAUUGAAGCACUUCAUCUUUUUCUCGAAGCACUAGAGGCACAAGAUGAUGUUGGAGUUGAUGAUGUGACUUUUCUUUCAGCGUUAACUGCAACAUCACAAUUGCAGAGUCUAGGUUUUGCUCAGCAGCUACACGCAUCCUUGAUUAAGAAUUCAUUGGUAUCACAUGCUAUCCUUCAAAAUGCCAUUGUGUCCACGUAUUCGAAGUGCAAUAGCAUUAGUGAAUCAUUUCGAGUUUUUAAUGGAAUGCAAGAAAGAGAUAUUGUUUCUUGGAAUACAAUGGUUUCUGCACUAGUACAGAAUGGAAUGGAUGUUGAGGGAUUGAUGCUUGUGCACGAGAUGCAAUCUCAAAAAUUUAUGAUUGAUGGUGUAACUAUCGCUGCUGUACUUUCUGCAGCAUCAAAUUUAAGAAAUCUGGAUAUUGGAAAACAGACCCAUGCUUACUUGAUCAGGCAUAGAAUUCAAUUUGAAGGGAUGAAUACUUAUCUAAUAGAUAUGUAUGCUAAAUCUGGUAUGAUGAAAGCUGCACAAGCAGUGUUCAAUAUGAACUGCUCAAAGGAUAGAGACCCAGCCAUGUGGAAUGCUAUGAUUUCAGCAAAUACCCAUAAUGGGUUAAUUGAGAAAUCUUUUGCUGUCCUUAGGCAGAUGCUUGAGCUGGAUCUCACUCCAACUGCUGUCACAUUGGCAUCAAUUCUCCCUGCAUGCAGUCAGUCGGGAAGUUUAGCUCUGGGUAAGGCAAUUCAUGGUUUUGCUAUUCGCAACUUUCUGGAUGAUAAUGUCUUUGUGGGCUCUGCCCUGGUGGACAUGUACUCAAAAUCAGGUGCAAUCCACUAUGCAGAAAGUGUUUUUGAAAAGUCACCCAAUAAAAAUUCUAUUACUUAUACUAACAUGAUAGUGGGUUAUGGCCAACAUGGGAUGGGUGACAAAGCUAUCUUGCUUUUUAAUGCCUGGAGGGGAAGUGGAUUCCAAGACGGAGUUCCCUUCCUAGCAGCCUUGUCUGCAUGCAGUUAUUCAGGAUUGAUUACUGAAGGUCUUCAAAUUUUUGAGUCAAUGAGAGAUCAUGAGGUGCAGCCCUCUCUGGAGCACUAUGCUUGUGUAGUGGACAUGUUAGGACGAGUUGGUAGAGUGGUUGAAGCAUACAUGUUUGCUGAUGAAAUAGAUGAGGAGUGUAAUGUUCUGGGAAUCUGGGGUUCACUUCUUGCUGCUUGUCGAAUACAUAAAAAUUUUGAAUUGGGAAAAGUUGUUGCUGACAAGUUGCUUGCCUUGGCCGGAGGAGAUAAGACGACAGGUUACCAUGUGCUACUUUCAAAUAUUUAUGCAGCCGAAGGAAACUGGGAAUAUGUAAAUAGGGUGAGAAGAGGAAUGAGGGAAAAAGGUCUGACAAAAGAGGUAGGGUGCAGUUGGAUUAACAUUUCUGGUAUAGCACACUGUUUUGCAUCUAAAGAUGAAGCCCAUCCUGUCUGUUGUGAGAUACAUGAAAUGUUAGGGUAUUUGAGCACCAAUAUGAAGGAUGCUGGUUAUAGUGCUUCUUUGAGAUGGCAAGAAGUUUGGAUCUCAGAAUUUGGGGAGUGAAUAUUUAUACUGUAUUCAA
Coffea eugenioides is the source of this 2299-nucleotide messenger RNA. RefSeq names its product pentatricopeptide repeat-containing protein At3g22150, chloroplastic-like. The coding region runs from base 1 to 2280 and encodes 759 amino acids. Lineage: Eukaryota; Viridiplantae; Streptophyta; Magnoliopsida; Gentianales; Rubiaceae. Gene Ontology annotation, biological process: RNA modification. The record is from RefSeq and is a predicted model, not a curated record. The transcript has a single exon. Gene Ontology annotation, molecular function: RNA binding; protein binding.